AGAGCGUCUUCGCGCGCCGUGAGCAGCAAACCGCCCUGUGGCCUCUCCUGCUCGCCGCCUCCCGUUCUGCCGUCACACGCGCCUCUCAAACCCUUCAGCCCUCUCACUUCUCUCCUGCGCUCCCCAGAUCUGAUCUGAGCCAACCCAAACCCAAACCCAUACCCAGAACCACGCAAAAAUCCCAAGCCAUGCCAUCCAGAAUGAUCCGGCCACUUACACACAAAAUCACACGCCAGGUCCAGCUCCAGCACCGUCUUUGUCUCAUCCCCUUCAACUCCCAUGCCCACCUCAUCUUCACUUUUUCUCCUACUCAUCAUCACCCUUUCUACCCAUCGACUUGCACCCACCCACCAUGACCACUCGUCACCAGCCUAUUCCACCCUUACCGACACCACACUACUAAAGUGACCACAAUAAUAAUACCCUCGCACCUCAGCUUCAACGCACAGGGAAAUAAUCUCAGCCACCUGCCGACUGCCGCCAGCGCCAGCCUCAACCAAAGCUGAACCGCUGACUGCACACACACCAACAAUCUUGCCUCCCACCGAAAACCUCCUUGCCAUUUCUACCUCACCACUCUCAAUAAUAACCCUUCACGGCCAUGUCCUCCUCAAGUACAACAGGUCGGUCACCCUCGGCCUCGGCUAAAACAGACAAGAACAAAAAGCAAGUCAAGAUGGUCACACUUAAGCUGUCUCCAAAACUCCUACGUCGUUUUGAGGAGCCUCCAACCAAAUCAGAAGAGCAGUCUACAGCCUCAGCAGCGUCAUCCCCACCUGCUGCAGUCGAGGAAACUUCUACUCUGAAAGUCCCUGAAGUAAAUGACAAUGCAUCCGAGGCCGCCUCAACCCCGGCUCCCACACCUGCCGAUGCAGGCGAUACCUCCAACGGCGAUGGCUCGAAGAAGCGCAAAGGAGGCUCUCUGGCAGGCACCAAGAGAAAUCUAGGACAAAUGUCCGAAGUGAACGGACUACCAAGGCCACGAGGCAAGCCUGGCCCCAAAAAGAAACCCAGACUGGAAGAUGGCACCAUCGAUCAUGGCGGCGUAAAAAGCUCGACCCCGGUUGGCAUCGGUGCUGGGCACAAGCUGGGCCCAAAGGCGAACCAAGGUGCCAUCAACGCUGGCCUUCGUGCCCUCGAUCGCUCUGGCAAGCCCUGUCGUAAAUGGAGCAAAAAACCGUUCACUCUCAAGAGUUUCACCGGAGUGGUUUGGGAACUUGCUUCAUGGCGAGGCCAGGAGAGACCCCAAGCUCUCAAUGGCGAAGAGUCUAGCGAUAAUAACCAAGUCUCACAACAAAGUUCCAGCGACAUGAAACCCAACGAAAGUGAUGUCGCCAUGGAUAGCAAUGCUGGCGACCAAGCAGAUCCCAUGCUCAUGUCGACACCCGCCGCCAGUUCUCCCGCGCCGAUGCCACCUCCAUCGGCAGCUAUUGCUGCUCAAGGCUGAUAUUUCGAAUCAUACACGACCGUUCAUUGUCAGAAUCCUGGUCUUGCCGCCUGGAGACUUCUGACGCUGCAAAAGUUGUCGGCGAAGUGCGAUACAUCUGUUCGCAUUCCAAAAAAAAAAGGUAGGGAGCAUUUUGGAUCCCUUCACUGCCAUAGUGCUAGAGCCGGUAGAGCUCGAGAUGGCACCGGUUACAAUGUGGUUCAGCAUACAGCAUGGCGUUUUCGGAUCAUGGUUCUAUUUCGGUGCUUGUCAUCUGCCUGCAAAACGGAGUAUUGUGAAUGGCAGGGGACUUGUACUACAACAAACAGAGGAUCGAUUCUUAGCAACGGUUCUGGUGGUAUGUCACAAAGAAAUGAAAAAGGUUUCAGGUUGAUCCAUUCGGGCGUUUCUCUUCCUGUGAGCUGUAUGAAUAGACGAGAAUGAAGAACAAUACAUUGAUCAUG
Messenger RNA from Cladophialophora immunda, 1890 nucleotides. RefSeq lists its product as uncharacterized. The record is from RefSeq and is a predicted model, not a curated record. Gene Ontology annotation, cellular component: Ino80 complex. The transcript has 2 exons. Bases 602 to 1447 code for a protein of 281 amino acids. Gene Ontology annotation, biological process: chromatin remodeling. Lineage: Eukaryota; Fungi; Ascomycota; Eurotiomycetes; Chaetothyriales; Herpotrichiellaceae.